AUGGAAGAUCUUAACUGUUAUGGGAAUGAGACGCCACCCCAUGAAUCAAUCAUUUCCUUUGGCUAUGUAUCAUCACCUUUCUAUGGUGCAUUCAAAGCCACGACUGGAGAGCAUAUCUAUUCAACAAACAUGAAAAAUAUUAUAGAAACUGUUUCAGAAAACUCAAUAAAUGAAACGGGC
Messenger RNA from Dovyalis caffra, 180 nucleotides. The record is from the annotation of a GenBank genome assembly. NCBI's taxonomy places the organism in Eukaryota, Viridiplantae, Streptophyta, Magnoliopsida, Malpighiales, Salicaceae.